Messenger RNA from Micropterus salmoides (largemouth bass), 1941 nucleotides. RefSeq names its product interferon regulatory factor 3 (gene irf3). The record is from RefSeq and is a predicted model, not a curated record. Gene Ontology annotation, cellular component: nucleus. The coding region runs from base 221 to 1627 and encodes 468 amino acids. Lineage: Eukaryota; Metazoa; Chordata; Actinopteri; Centrarchiformes; Centrarchidae. Gene Ontology annotation, molecular function: protein binding; DNA-binding transcription factor activity, RNA polymerase II-specific; RNA polymerase II cis-regulatory region sequence-specific DNA binding. Gene Ontology annotation, biological process: regulation of transcription by RNA polymerase II; immune system process. The transcript is spliced from 11 exons.
AAACGAAACUGAUCAAGGACUCGGAGUUUCCCGAGAAAGCCUCUGCGGCUUAGCAGCCGAACUCUUGCUUGGUAUUUAAAGAGAAUUAGCUGCUGGGAUUGAAUGCCAGUUUGUCAAAUAGCUUCAGUUCCUAUUACUCAUACUUACAGUCACCAGCCGUACCGUAUUUCUGACUUUUGACCCUGAAAACGACUCAACACCCACCUCCCUUCCCUCAGAAAUGUCUCAUUCUAAACCACUGCUCAUCCCAUGGCUGCGAGCACAGAUUGACAGCGGUGCGGAGAGGUAUCCUGGUGUCCACUGGAUGAACCCGGAGCACACAGAGUUCUCCAUUCCCUGGAAACAUGGUUUAAGACAGGACUCCUCAAACUCUGACAUUCUCAUCUUUAAGGCGUGGGCCGAGACGAGUGGCAAUGGCCGGGCUCAGGGAGACCCCUCAGUCUGGAAGAGGAACUUCCGCAGCGCCCUCCGAGCCAAAGGCUUCAAAUUGGUCUCUGACAACAAGAACGACACCGCUAACCCCCACAAAGUGUUUCGCUGGCCGGAUGAGUCAGCAUCAGGAGCUAACUCCUCUGCUGGAUCCCAGGACCAAGAUGACCCCGAUUUGUUUGAGAAUAUUGGCCUUCCUACACAAGAAAGCCAGGUUGACCCGUGCUUCGAAGAAUGUCUCUAUAUUCCAGAAGACGCUUUGUUUUUAGCAGAAUCCACUGCCGACCAGGAUAUUCUCCAGGAGUGUCUAAAGGGCCUGAACAUUGGCCCUCAAACAGAGGGCACCGCAGGCUUUGAGCCUCCUCCCGAGCAACAGCAGCUCCAAAACCCAGUGGUGAUUGGUGGACACGCGUUGCCUGGGCAACAGCAGUAUCCAGUCAUUUUUGAGGGUGCCGUCUGUGAAGCUGGGUUGCCUGAGCAACCGGCACAUCCAAUGGAGGGAGCCGUGGGAGGGGCCUGUGAUGGGCAGUUGGCGGAGCAGUUCCUUCACACCAUGACCAAGACCAGUGAUGGAGAUAAUUUCAAGACUGAAUUCAGGAUAUCAGUGUACUACAGAGGGGUGAAGGUGUUUGAGCAGCAGGUUGAGAAUGAAGCUGGGAUCCGCUUAGUUUACAGGCCCGAACUCAUCGGGACAGUUUUUGAUCAUGAGUCAGGCCUUACCGUGGUCUCUCUGCCAAGUCCUGGAGCCAUGCUGGAUCAGACCCAAGCCAAUCUGACCCAGCGCAUCCUGGACAAGCUGGGCGACGGUUUGGAUGUGGGGGUGUCCGGCCAUGUGGUCUACGGCCAGCGACUGGGCGAAACCAAAGCAUUUUGGAGCUUCUCCAAGUUUGACAGCAGCAGACAACCGCAAGAAAUUUCUAAAUUGCAGCCUCAACCACUGUACAUGUUGAAGGACUUUGUGCGAGGAAUAUUGGACUUUAUUGAAGGGAAAGACUGCCCUCCCUGCUCCCUGUUCUUCUGCCUGGCGGAGAAGUGGCCCGACCCAGACAACAAGCCUUGGGAGAAGAAACUUAUCACUGUGGAAGUGGUUCUGACUUCACUGGAGUUGCUGAAGAAUAUGGCUGUUGUAGGCGGCGCCUCCUCCCUGCAGUCUGUGGAGCUGCAGAUGUCACUUGAGGAGAUGAUGGAGACGUACUGACGCACUUUGCUGUGCCUGAAGAGAUUUAUUGUUUACCGCAUUUUUUGCUUAAUCCUUAAUCUUGAUGACAAGGUAGAGCAUCUCAGAAACAAUCGUGUGGAUGUUUUCUGAACAUUUUGGAUAUUUAUUCCACACUAAAUAGAUCAGGUGAUAAUAAUGGUAUUAAUAGUUGCUCUGGUGUUGGAUUUUCUGGUUCUGCAUAAAGGAACAAAGAAAAUAUAUUCAAGGUGCAACUUGCACCAUGUUUAAACAUAAAUAUGUGCUUUUAAAUUAUUUCCACAUUGAUAUUUUUAAAUAAAAUAAUGAGACUAUGA